Molecule: messenger RNA, 887 nt
Organism: Lentinula edodes (shiitake mushroom)
Lineage: Eukaryota; Fungi; Basidiomycota; Agaricomycetes; Agaricales; Omphalotaceae
Product: RNA polymerase III subunit Rpc25-domain-containing protein
Exons: 6
Coding region: 25-696 (223 amino acids)
Biological process (GO): transcription initiation at RNA polymerase III promoter; DNA-templated transcription
Cellular component (GO): RNA polymerase III complex
Source: RefSeq, a predicted model, not a curated record
CAAAUUUUUCAUGUCUUCACGUCCAUGUUCAAUCUCGCAAUCCUCAAGGACACUGUUGCGAUCCAUCCAUCUAAUUUCGGAGUACCGCCAGAACAGGCACUCAUCGUAGAAUUGAACAAAAAAUACGCAAAUCGUAUUCUGCACGAUGUGGGCCUCUGUGUGUCAGUUUUCGACUUGUCCGAAGUAGGGGAAGGCAAGGUUCGAUAUGGUGAUGGCUAUUUGUGGUAUAAAACCGUGUUUCGAAUGGUUGUAUUCAGACCGUUUACAUCCGAAGUUCUUUUGGGCAAAGUCAAGUCGUCGGAUGAGAAUUCUAUACGAGUGUCUUUAGGCUUUUUUGAUGACAUAUACAUACCAGCCAUAUAUCUGCCACAACCUUCCUGCUUUGACCCAAGCGAACGAGCGCAUUUUUGGAUGCCGGAAUCUGAACUUACGAAGCCUCACGAACUGUUGGACACCCCGACUGUAGGACGCAUGUAUAUUGACAUGGGUGAAGUAGUGCGAAUUCGGGUAGAGGCUGAUGAGUUUUAUGACGAUGAACCUGGUCCGCCGAAGGCGCUGGAAGGUGUAGCAGUCGCGAAAGAGGCACGGAGAGCGCCUUAUAGUAUCAUUGCCUCAAUAGCGGAGCAAGGUCUUGGUUCUGUCUCGUGGUGGAAUGGCGCGGGGGCAGAAGAAGAAGACGCUAUGGAAGAAAGUUGACUACUCGAGGACUUGCAAGUUCCCCAGUGAUAGUUGGGCUAUCGCGUUGCAUUGUGGAUAGAGUCCAGCACUUUCUCGGACUAUAUCUUCGACACGUUGCAGGAUCUAUCCGUCAAAAGAUUUACUGUAGUGAUGCAGUAGCUACGCAGUUGAUAUUCAUAUUGAAUAAUAUUUUGGUUUUGCAUCCACAA